AUGAAUACCUUGCUAGUUUUGGGUCUUUUUGCCUUGAUUGGGGCAGCUUCUGCAGCUGACAGAAUCACAACGGAAAAAAUAGCCAAGGAACAAGGUUAUUCAUUUGAAAAUUAUACCAUUCAAACCGAAGAUGGUUAUCUCUUAGGAGUAGAAAGAAUUCCCUGCUCCAAAUCGAAUGAUGGAAAAGCAUGUCCAAUUGUUGUUCUAGCGCAUGGUUUGUCUGGUUCAUCUGUUGACUUUGUCAUACUCCGUAAUGAAUCCUUGGGUUUAAAUCUCUCCGAUCUUGGUUUCGAUGUAUGGUUCCUCAACUUCCGUGGUAACUUUAACUCUCGCAAACAUGUCAAACUUAACCCGGAUGUCCUUGUUGGAAAAUUCUGGGACUUUUCAUUCCCCGAAUUGGGUACCAAAGAUCUUCCAGCCGUAAUUGAUUUCAUUCGCAAUGAAACUGGACAAGAUGAAAUCCAAUUCAUUGGCAACUCUCAAGCAGCAGCAGCUUUAUUUGUCUUGUGUAUUGAAAAAGAAGAAUAUCAAAAAUACAUUAAGUCUGCACAUUUGAUGUCACCGGUAGUAUAUGUUAACAAAUUAGACAGUGUAACCCUUAAAGUUGGAAGUAAGGCUAUAGCGCUAAUACAGCCAUUACCAUCUCUUGCUGCAAAUACUGAAUUUAGACCAAAUGGAACGAUCACAAAAUUAGUUGGUAAUGCAUUUUGUAAUGAUGAACCUCGUAUAUUGUGUUCGGAUAUACUUUUCGUAUUAGCUGGAUUUAAUAAUAUCACCGUAGAACCUUCUAUUUUAGGCGAUGUACUUGGCACAACUCCGGCUGGUCUUUCAACCAAGUGUUUGUUGCACUAUUUCCAAUUACAUGAUAGCAAAAAAUUCUGCCAAUACGAUUAUGGUUUGGUAGGAAACUUAAGAAGAUACAAUAGCAGAAAUCCACCAGAAUAUGAUCUUAGCAAGAUCAAUAUACCUGUGUUUUUGUAUUCCCCCGAAUUCGGUAAAAUUAUUCAUACAGAGGAUGAUGAGAGAAUGGCUAAAGAACUUCCAAAUGUGAAACGAGUAUAUAACAUGAAGAACAACUCUACACUCCUGUCUCCAAUAUAUUCACCAUUUGCCAAAAGCGAUCUGUAUGAUAUUCUUUUGGAAGAUGUUACGUCAGUUGAGUGA
Episyrphus balteatus (marmalade hoverfly) is the source of this 1164-nucleotide messenger RNA. RefSeq names its product gastric triacylglycerol lipase-like. Gene Ontology annotation, molecular function: hydrolase activity, acting on ester bonds. The transcript is spliced from 3 exons. Bases 1 to 1164 code for a protein of 387 amino acids. Lineage: Eukaryota; Metazoa; Arthropoda; Insecta; Diptera; Syrphidae. Gene Ontology annotation, biological process: lipid metabolic process. The record is from RefSeq and is a predicted model, not a curated record.